AAACUGAAUCUCAGAAUUCACCUUGGAGAAAAAUUCAUCCAACGUUUACAAUUAAAACAUUUUGGACCUUUGGAAAAUAUGGUUCUGGCACUUAUAAAAAUAAACUUUACAAUCGAAUUCGAAAAGUAUCAAUUAACGAUAUUGAUUAUUUUGAGGUUGAAACUCAAAAACCAGGAAUCACAUUUUUACUCGACAUCAAAAAUUUUCAUCUCUUACAAAAAUAUACCUGGUUUUGUUUUAAACGAAAAAUUAAUAGUACAUAUUAUAUUAGAACAGGUAAUAUUAAAAAAAAAGAAAGUUAUUUUCAUAGAUUUAUUAAAUCCGAAUGGAAGAUGAUAGAUCACAUUAAUAGAAAUGGUCUUGAUAACCGAGAAUGUAAUCUUCGAGAAACAAAUCCUAAGUUAAAUCGAUUAAAUUGUAAAUUACGAAUUGAUAAUUCAUCAGGAUAUAAUGGAAUUAGUUAUUAUAAAUCUAACCAUGUUUGGAGAUUUGGUUGGGUAGAACAUAAAAAACGCAAAAGUAAAUGUUUUAAAAUUACAAAAACUAGAACUUUUGAAGAGGCAAAACAGUUAGCAAUCGAAUACAAAUUGGAACACGAUAAGAAAACAGGAAACAUGAACG
This is a messenger RNA of Racocetra fulgida, 621 nucleotides long. Lineage: Eukaryota; Fungi; Glomeromycota; Glomeromycetes; Diversisporales; Gigasporaceae. The record is from the annotation of a GenBank genome assembly.